Messenger RNA from Oncorhynchus gorbuscha (pink salmon), 1802 nucleotides. Its product is annotated as stabilizer of axonemal microtubules 2-like. Gene Ontology annotation, cellular component: axonemal microtubule; ciliary basal body; sperm flagellum. Gene Ontology annotation, molecular function: microtubule binding. Gene Ontology annotation, biological process: microtubule anchoring. The coding region runs from base 181 to 1653 and encodes 490 amino acids. The transcript has 4 exons. NCBI's taxonomy places the organism in Eukaryota, Metazoa, Chordata, Actinopteri, Salmoniformes, Salmonidae. The record is from RefSeq and is a predicted model, not a curated record.
GUGAAUAAUCCACGGGCAUUUAUUUUUAGAAGCUCUCUCGGUCGCUACGCACUUCAUGUAGCCUACUACAACACAGCCCAUAUUCUUCUGGUCAAUAAUUGAAACGGGUUUGGUACAUUGGAUUGGAACACAACACCCGAGCGCACAGCGUAAAGACGCGCAGGCCUAUACCGUAGUGUGAUGUUUCAAGCUAUAUCCGGAAUUUGGAGAUGCCCACCUUUGCCAAUGAGGCAUCACCACUGCUCACGAGGAUCCCUUCCAGAGGAACCGUGUGUCCUGAUCCCAGGCUGCAUGGUCUCGGAAUACCAGGAAAAGUACCCUGCCUACUGCACCACUGUUGUCCGGGCAGCCAAGAAGCAGAAUAAUGAGUAUCAGCGUCUGGAGGGAAGGAUAUCCAACAUGACUACUUUCAAGUCAGACUACGUGGCCCAUGAAGUGACCCAGAGGCCCCCAAAGGUCACGAAGGUGUAUGUGCCACCUGACGGGAGAAUGAGACACAGCAGCACCUACGCCAGGGACUACCCAACACACCCUGUUCAGAAGCACAUCGUGACCAAGCCAGAAGAGUAUCAUCCGCCCACAGCAAAGAUGGUCGCUCAGUCCUUAUACAAAGGGGAAUUCCGAGCAUGGCACAACCAGAAAGUCCAACCCUACAGGACCUGUGACAACCUGAAGCUGAACGACGGCAAGUUCGAGGUGACCACCACCUUCCAAGACGACUACUGCCACAAGGGCCCAGCUGAGGCCAGGGAGAGCUUCAAACCGGCUGCUGACGCCCGGGAGACCCUGCACUUUGACGGCGCCACCAACUACCAGACGCAGUAUGUCCCCCACCCGGUCCAGCCCAGGCAGCCCAAAGAGAGGGCCGUCUACAGGCCCACCAGCGCCCCCCUCAAUGGGGUCUCCACCCACAGGCAGGAUUACCGGGGCCUGCCAGCUGAGCCCGCCAAGCCCUUUAGGGCCAAGGUGGCCUGGGAGAGCAGCCCGGCUGUAUUCCAGGGGACCAGUGAGUUCCGCGACCAGUACAAGGCCUGGCCCCUGCAGCCCAAGCACCGGCACCAGGCUGAGGAGUACUGCCCACCCGAGGGCACUAUGGUCGGUCUGUCCACAGCUCAUGCUGACUAUGUCGACCACGAGAGCCAGCAGCGGCCCCAGUCCGCCCGUCCCCCAGUCGAGGCCUGGACAAAGGAGGCCAGAGAGCCCCUCCAGACCAGGUCCACCAUGAAGGAGGACUACCGGACCUGGGACGUGGUCCGUCGUCCCCCCAUGGUCUAUGCAGAUGAGCUAGAGAAACCCAAGGGGGCUUUCGCCAACACCACCACCUUCCGCUCAGCAUACACGCCCAAGACGGCCCAGCGCGCCACCAGCUUUAAACCCACCCAGAAGCUGCUGAGCCCCCAGACCAUGGAUGAAGACUCCAUCUAUCGCUCCACCUACACACCCAAGGAAAUCCCACCUUGUCCAGCCCGGGAUGGCUGUCCUCCUGGCUUUGAGUACAGCUCCAUGGGGGCUGGAGGACACAGGCUGUACCGAACCAUCUCGGUACAGAAAACGGGGCUGAGUCAGCUGGCCGCUGCAACGUCCGAUAAGCCCUCUUACUCCCACAGCAGAAAGAGCUGCAGGGUCCCCAGCCGAGCCAAGAGGGCGCCAUAGAGUCCCGAUCACAAACCUGCACACACACAGAUAGCUAGAGGGGAUUCUUAUAUUUCUAUUCAAAUAUAUUAAUAGACAUUUUAGAUGAAUUCAUCAUGAGCACCUCAGGUAUUUUGUAUGGUCACUCACAUAAAAAAAAAUGCAUAAUC